Messenger RNA from Leptinotarsa decemlineata (Colorado potato beetle), 796 nucleotides. It is a transcript of the gene CAP, whose product is annotated as Cbl-associated protein. Lineage: Eukaryota; Metazoa; Arthropoda; Insecta; Coleoptera; Chrysomelidae. The record is from RefSeq and is a predicted model, not a curated record. Gene Ontology annotation, molecular function: protein binding.
CCCGCCGCAGGAACUGCAUUUUCAAGAGAGGGAAAGCCAAAAGUCUGGCCAAGAUGACUCCAUUCCUCCGGUUUGGGCACCCAAAAGCGCUAGUUCCAGUCCAACAGUCGAAAGGAAAGAGUUCAAAUCGGUGAACUUCCAGUCUCCGGUGCUGGGAAGGAAAACUAGAACGAAAUCUGAGAAUCUCGGUUCCGAAGAUCCAUCUUCAGCGCCUCGCUGGAGGACAUCCGACUACGGUAGUGACACAGGACUGACCCCGUCGAGUUCAGAGAGAAGGAUUCCAACUAGCUUUUCGUCUCCUGCUUCUGGAUUCACGGAACUCUCCAUAUCCCCUCGUCUUCCAAAAGCCCAGAACCCCACGAUAACGUUGCUCCAGAAAGCUAGAGUAUAUCAAAUAAAAAACGAAUACACGAGCGAAUCUGAAAACGAAAACCCCCGGAAAAUGGCCGAUUUAAGCCCCAGGAAAUACGAAGGAAUCGGUCCUGUCAGCAAAGAUGGAAUGCCUCUGAUUCUCAGAUCUGAAAUCAAAGACCAGAAUCAAUCCAAAUGGUACAAACGGAUGUACGACACUAUACAUAAGCAGAAACCACAUAGCGAUCCAUCUUCAGCGCCUCGCUGGAGGACAUCAGACUACGGUAGUGACACAGGACUGACCCCGUCGAGUUCAGAGAGAAGGAUUCCAACUAGCUUUUCGUCUCCUGCUUCUGGAUUCACGGAACUCUCCAUAUCCCCUCGUCUUCCAAAAGCCCAGAACCCCACGAUAACGUUGCUCCAGAAAGCUAGAGGCCACUUGUAG